Molecule: messenger RNA, 981 nt
Organism: Trypanosoma theileri
Lineage: Eukaryota; Euglenozoa; Kinetoplastea; Trypanosomatida; Trypanosomatidae
Exons: 1
Coding region: 1-981 (326 amino acids)
Source: RefSeq, a predicted model, not a curated record
AUGGUGAGGUGUUACCUCUUUUGUUUACUAACUCUUGCACUGUGUUGUGCUUGUGGGUUAGUAUCGGCUGAUAGUCCUAAAGCUUCUGAUGUCCUUAUUAAACCUUCUACUAUUGGUGUUCCUUCUCUUGUUCGUCGUGCCGUUCCUGCGUUUAUUAUCUGUGCUGGUGAUGAUGAGGAUGAUGAUGAGUGUCACUAUAAGAAGGAAGAAGAUGAAGUUGAGGAUAACGAGGAUGGUGUUUCUCUAGUUGCGGGUGAAUUGGGUUCUUCAAGUGGCCAUUCUUCCACUGCUGCUGAGGUACCAGGAGCUGCUCCUGGUUCUAAGCAGCAGGGGUCAACAACUCCUGAACAGUUGAAAGAAAUACAGCAAGAGGGGCCCCACGAGAAACAUAUACAAGAGAAACAGGAACUGCUGGGAAAAGAAGAUAUUACCACACCAUCUCAUGUUUCAGGGAUAAAUGGUCAGGGUAAUGCCAGACCCCUUGAGGCAUCCCCUCCUGCACAGUCAAGUAAAGGAUCAGUAGGAAGAGAUGGAAAUACUGGAGAGACCCCAACAGUGUCUGAAGAACCAUCACUAAAUAGCGAACAUGCUGCUCAACAAGAAACUCCAUCGGGUGGACAACCACAGGAUGGCACAAACACUCACGUUACACCAAAUGAAGAGACCCCAAUCACUAGAGUAUCAGGUACUACUGAUGGUGAACAGACUUCUGCCAAUGCACCUCAGAAUACAUCUGAGGCAUCUUCGACCACUUCAGCCACACCGAUUGCUAGUGAAUCUGGAGAUGCACAGAAUGAAUCAACAAGUACCCAAGAAGGUACUGCAGAUAAUACAGUUACCACCACAACAACAACAACACUUCCUCCUGAACCUACAAACAACAAGAAGGGAGAUGCAGACAGCAGCAGUAUCAGCAGUUCUGUGUGGGUGCGUGUACCACUACUGAUUGUGGUUACACUGGCCUGUAUUCUUGUGUGCUGA